This is a messenger RNA of Loa loa (African eye worm), 927 nucleotides long. RefSeq lists its product as hypothetical. The transcript is spliced from 4 exons. Lineage: Eukaryota; Metazoa; Nematoda; Chromadorea; Rhabditida; Onchocercidae. The record is from RefSeq and is a predicted model, not a curated record. The coding region runs from base 1 to 870 and encodes 289 amino acids.
AUGAAGACGAGUAGUAUGUGCCACUGGCUAUACACCUGCAGCCAGAAGAAUCAGUUGACUUGCAAAAGGGGCAAUCUGACUAAUCAAAACCAUGAAAGUCAGAGCUCGGUACGGUAUGGAAGAGAAGGAGAAACACCCUUGGCUGAUGAAGCCUAUCAUCCUCAUCCUCAACCACCGAGUAACAUGAAUGCCGAGACAUGUUUUACUAUGGUAAUAACUGGAUGUAGUAGCGACGCCGAAGCAUUGUGGCAGAUGGAGGGAGGGGGAGCUAUUAGUGGACAGCGGACAAGAAACGCCUUUUAUGUCUCACUUUCGUAUGGGAUAGAACUGCGAGAGUCGGUGAAUGCCGGAGGAAACCUCCUCAGGGUGAAAAUGGAAUGUCUUGGUAAAAUUCGUAAAAUCGAGAACUGCAUUAACGAUAUAGUCGAUUUCGUCGAUACGUGGAGAAAUCUCAGUGCGCAGUUAGAAGCUACAAGAAAGAUGCCGCGGUAUACAUCGUUAAUGCUACAUUCGGCAAAUUGGCAAUCACGAUUAAUGGCACGAAUCGAGCUUGAAAUCGAUAUAGUUGCUAGCAAACUGUCCGAAAAAUGGAAACAAAUUGAGGAAGUUGCCAAUAUGCUGAACGACUUUGUCGCAGUUGAUUGCCAGUCUCAAAAGACUAUACUAUCGUCUUGUCUUCGAGAAGAUCUUCAGAAUCUUCUGUCAUAUCUUAUGGUAGAGGUAAUGAACUGGUUUGAAAUGCAGAGUAAAGUGACUUAUCCUGCAGUUAUUGCGUCCAUGAAACCAAAUCUCAAAGUGGAAAAAGCCAUCGCGUUCUGCCAACAAAGUUUACAAGCUAUCGCAAACCAUACACCCAAAAAAUCCUCUUGAUUUCUUGCCUUUGUAUAGCUUUAUUUAUCUAAUAAAAUAAAUACUAAAGAGUUCCUC